AAAGUAUACAUUUCUCCUACUACUAUACAGAACGCCCCGCCCAAAUACAACUUGAUGUAACAGAUUCUAACGCAUAAAAGUGAUGCUUGGAAUGUGUAUGGUAUACGUAGUUUCUUUAAUACCACUAAUUUUAAAUUGCAACGAGUUUAAAUUAUAAAAAAUUUCAGUAAUAAUCAAUAGAAAAAUACGCGAACGGAGCAAACUUUAAGAAGAAUCUCAGUUUAAAAUUUAUAAAAUGUCCGUUCUAGACGAAAGAGAAGAUUAUCUGAAGAAUCCGUUCUUUGUGAAGCACGAGUAUAGUGACUUUACCCCAUUUUAUGUCACUGUCACUAUCUGUUCUCUGAUAUUUGCAUUCCUGUGUAUCCUAAACAUUGGAUUUUGUUGGUGUUCACGACACAGAAGCUAUUGGCAAAGUCCUCAUACUGGAAAUAGGUGGAUUCAGCCGCUGUUUACAGUAUUACCACAUAAAACACCACCUCUAGACUUAAGUGAAUUAGAACCAGGACGUGUUUUUGAGUCUCAAGAAAAACAAGAAGUUUUACAGUAUCACAAUCCUAAGUCUUAUAGGGCUGCACCACAAACACAAGAGUAUAUGGAAAUGCAAAAACGUGAAAGUGAAAUUUAGUUUCAAUAUUUUGCAGCUAAGAAAGUACAGAGAUUUU
Messenger RNA from Osmia lignaria (orchard mason bee), 662 nucleotides. RefSeq names its product wurmchen 1 transmembrane protein (gene wrm1). The record is from RefSeq and is a predicted model, not a curated record. Lineage: Eukaryota; Metazoa; Arthropoda; Insecta; Hymenoptera; Megachilidae.